This is a messenger RNA of Ictalurus furcatus (blue catfish), 4739 nucleotides long. It is a transcript of the gene fez2b, whose product is annotated as fasciculation and elongation protein zeta 2b. The transcript has 8 exons. Gene Ontology annotation, cellular component: axon; cytoplasm. The record is from RefSeq and is a predicted model, not a curated record. The coding region runs from base 102 to 1214 and encodes 370 amino acids. Lineage: Eukaryota; Metazoa; Chordata; Actinopteri; Siluriformes; Ictaluridae.
GAGCGCUGCCGUGUUUUCGUCACCCGAUCUCGGAGUGACUUCAGGCCGGUGAGAGGAGCUGCCCGUCCGGUCAAACUCUUCCAGGAGUGCCGCGGAGAGCCAUGGCGGCUCUGUCGGCUCAGUCUGAUGAAGACUGGCAGGACUUUAACGAGUUUACAGCGGCCUCGGACGCCACGUCGGAGCCGGUACACAGUGAGCCGGAGGAGCCGCAGGAGCCGCAGGAGCCGGGGCCUGAGCCGGAAUUCUCGGCGUUCUGCUGGGACGUGGAGGACAGUGUGUCCGGGGAGAAGAGCAGCUGGAGCUCCGCGCAGGAUCUGGUGCAGGAGUUCGAGCAGAAGCUGAGCUUGUGUUUCAGAAAGAACUUCACAGACACUGAGAACAUCUCCGAUAUCAAACCCAUCACCGAGGAGCACUUACUCCGAGAGGACGAGAUAUGGAACGCUCUGACGGAUAACUACGGGAACGUGAUGCCAGUGGACUGGAAGACGUCUCACACUCGUUCUCUCCAUCUUCCUUCGCUCAACCUCGUCCAGCAGCCGAAGGUGGACAGUGUGAAUCUGGACCUGUCUGAUGAUGAGGAGCUCAGAGAGCAAAUGGACCUUCACUCUAUCAUCGUCUCCUGCGUUAACGAGGAACCACUGUUUACUGCAGAACAGGUGAUCUCGGAGAUUGAGGAAAUGAUGCAAGAUUCUCCCGACGCAGACUCGGAGCAGUGUGUGUCCCCGCCAGACCUGUCCAUCCUGUCCCAGGAGCUACACACACUCACACACUCCUCAUCUACCAGCAGCUAUGAAGAACGUCUGCGUGGGAUGAGUGUGUGUGAGCUGGAGGCGCUGCUGGACGAGGUGGAGAAGAAGAUCCGUGUGUUCUCCGAGGAGCUGAUCGAUCAGCUGGCCCUGCGUGACGAGCUGGACUUUGAGAAGGAGGUGAAGAACACUUUCAUCUCGCUGCUCAUCGAUGUGCAGAACAGACAGAAGGAGGUGAUGAAGAGGAGGAGGAAGGGCAGGAGCACGGCCGGGACACCCAGAGGAGAGCGCACACACGCACCCGGGACUUAUUUAACUACAGUUAUACCCUAUGAGAAGAGAAGUGGUGCUCCAUCAGUUGAAGACCUGCAGAUCCUCACCAAGAUUUUACAUGCCAUGAGGGAUGACAGUGAUAAGGUUCCCAGCUUGCUGACUGAUUACAUCCUAAAAGUCUUAUGUCCUACAUAACCCGGAUGAACAGAAUUUUCCAGAAGGAUCCAGAUGAAUCUUGGGAUCGUGUUCUUCCUCCAGAAGACAGAUAUUUUUUAUCUUGACCCUUUAUUUCUAUAUUUCGCUGUUUUAAUGUGCUAGUAAAGUUAUUUUUAUAUUCUCCGGGCGUUUACGUCUCAGAGCAGUGUUCAUUGCUGGAGCUCCCUCAGAGACACCGACCAAUCAGGGACUGAGAUUGGUGUGACAUCUCGAUUGGCUCCGUCUCAAACAAUAGGCAUGUUUUUAAUCAUGCGUCAUGACUUUUUGGUAAUUAGCACUUAGCGUGUACGAGUUAGCAUGCUAAACACUAAACACAUGCGACUGCUGGGUUUCACCUUCCAGUUAAUGGAGCUCUUACUUUACACCUUAGUUUGUAACGGACGUGAAACGUACGAACACUAACUCGACGUAAGCAUUAGGCGUAUUUUCAUAUUCACGUUUUUUUAGCCGUAGCUGUAACGAGACUCGGUUUAAUGGCUGUUUCUCCACGUUGUUAGAAGAAUUUCUAUUUUCUGAUGCAGUCAUGUUAAUUACGAAAUGUGAAGAAUGAUCAGAUGUUUCGUCUGAUCUAACGCUCAGCAGCCAGUCGCACCGCUAACGUUUACGAUUUAAACGUGGAAGAAUACGUCACGCGAGGGUCACAUGGUAUCACCACUGUCAUGAAUGUAAAUAAUUUCAGAAUAAUAAUUAUUAUAGCAGGCUAGCAUUACAAGAGGAAUAUGUUUAGUGAACAUGAUGAGCUAGCUAAUAUUUUACAUGAAUGAACACCAAGACGCUAACAGCACAGUAGCUAAACGUUGCAUACGGACUCUAGCUAGCGCCCGAAUGUAGCGACGGUUUAGCUUUGCGCUAAGCUACGAGCAAACUUACGCUCACCCGGUGUGACUGGUUGCAGACGUUUCAGCAAAUUAUUUUUUUAUUUCUUAUCGACUGAGAUUUGAUAGAUUUGUAGUUUUGAUAAACAAAAAUUAAAUGGAAAAAAAAACCAACAACAACAAGCAUGUACGUGAACCGGUACAAUUUAAAAACGCGCACAUCAGUGUAGCUAAACACAGCGUUACAUUUAUUACCAUUUAAUAACUAUAAAUAUCGUACUGUCAGUAUAUCGUUACUCCUUCAAGGUUCUACACAGAACCGUACAACAGUGUUUCCCAAUCAGGAACCUUUUAGGACGCAAGAAAGUUCCCUGAUUAUCCAAAAACGUCUUGAAGAACCAAGUGUUCCAAGUCUCGAGAAACUAGAUGUUAAACUCCUGUCAGGUUCGAAGUUCUGAGAAGGAAAAACGAGCAAUAAUUUGGAGUUUAUACCGCACACAUUCAACCCAGAUAAUACACACACUCUUAGAUGCUCUUAGAACUAAACGGUUCUUCAAGGGUUCAUCGGAUAAUACAUUUUUCAGCUUCCAAAAAAAGGUUAUGCUUCUUACAGGAACCUUUACGGGUGGCUCUGGAGUGACGUCCGACAAACUCUUCAUUACCUGACGAAGGAUAAAGAAUACAGAACCCUUGAAGAACCCUUUCUUCUUCAGAAUGGUUCUUCUAAGGUUCUUUAAGCGUUUACUGGAUGAUAAAGGGUUCUUUGCUUCCAAAAAAUGCAUUCUAUUCCGAAUUCUUUCCGAUAACGAAGAACCUGUAAGGGUUCCUCCAGAGUGACACGCGAAGAACCUUUUGAGUUUUGGUUGUUUUUGGGAGGUUUUUUGUAAGGGAUUCACGAGCACGUCUGAUAAAGCGAGUCAGAACCAAACUGCUGGACGCAAACAGAACAAUAACGAGAGAAUAGAACGGAGAACGUUCUAGAUAAAGUCUAGAAAACUUUUGCUAAUUGCAGAACCGCAGCAGUUUUAAAAUUUACUUCGGAGAACCAAAGAUGGACUUGUAUUUCCAGGUGUCUCAUCAUUUUAGUUUUUGCUAGUUAGCAUUUAGCAUCAGAAGCACAGGAUUGUUCUUUUUUGAGGUGUUUUUUAGCAUGUAAUGUUUAACGGUUUUGUCUCUGACUCCGCUAAUAUUUUAUUCAUUUGCAUGUUUUUCUUCUUGUAGCGUGGACAUCAUGGACUGUCGUAAAUCAUCAGUGUGAUAAACAUAAUUCGGUCACAGAAUUGACUUUGCUAAAGCUAGCUAGUUUGUUUUGUAUUUUUUUAACUGGAAAAGCUAGCUAGUGUUAAAACACGGGGCUAAAAUUGACUACAAUACCCAGCUAAAUAAAUAGCUCCGUAAAAUACAGGAUGAAACAUGGCUCGCUGGUUAGCGUUGCACCGGCGGUUGUUUUUGUAGUAGCUAGCUAGUUUUGUAGAUAAAGUACAGGACGCCACACCAGCGUUAGCUGCAUGCACUUUUUAUUUCUUAGUUUUAUAUCUUUAGCGCUAAUGAGAUUGAGAGAAAAAAGGGAAGUUUUUCAGUGAGGAUCUAAAUAUCCCAUGAUGCUUUGCAAGGCGUCCAUUUUAUACUCGUUUCUGAUCGUUUCAGAACUGUUUUUAACGCACCCUGUGUUAGCAUAUAAGCAUGUUAGCUUGUAUAAUAAAGCAAUAAUUUAUUGAAAUGCUUCACGUUUGAUCGAUGUUAGCUUAUGAACAUGGCUACGGGUUUUAAUUCCACGAUACAAAUGUUUACGGAGAGUUAUCUAAUUUAAUGAUAGCUUAGCUACAGAGCUAGCUGGUUAAAAUUAGCGCAGUUCGGUGUUUAGAUGUUGUUAAACUACUGUAUUGUGCAAUUAAAGCCGGUAUUUUAUGCCAAACGCUAAGUCGAGGAGAAGAAGUGAAAGGAAAAAUAAAGACGUGAACGAGGGAGCGUUAGAAACGGUGUUGAAACGCGAACAUUUUAGCGCUGAGGUCAUUUUCAGCUCCUCAGAUUCACAAGAGAUUUUAUAUUUAUAUUUUUUAAAAAUAACAAGCAACAGAAAUGCUGAUUUUUUUUUUUUAACUGCCUGACAUUUUAUACAUAAAGUUAUUUUUAAAGCAGCAUUACCUCAUAGUGAUUAAUUUAUUUAGUUUUAUUACCAGCUCAUGUUCUGUAACAGUACAAAUGUUUUUGUGCCUCAUGAUUCAUCUGCAAUAAAUGCUAACGUGCUAAAAGUGUUGUCUGAUUGGUUUAUUUAUUUAUAAAGAAAAUAACUUUGCAUUUCCAGCAGAAUUGUGGAUUUUAAUCUCUUUGGCUAACAUUACCUAACUAAUUUAGUGCAAGCUAGUCACUGAAAGCCUUGUGGUCCAUGCUAAUUCCCUGUAGUAGAAUUAGCCUAGCUAGCACAAUGCAGUGCAGCUUCUGAGGUAAAGUUAGCAUAAAAUACCAUUACCAAAUACCAAUACCGAGCUAAAAUGCUUUGUGUUUAUUUAUGAAGGAAAAGAAAUCUAGCUACAGCGCAGCUUCAGUGAUAAUAUCUACUUAGCUAACGGGUGUUAAUGCUAACGCUAACUCGAGAAUUAGCAGAAAAAGUUUAAAUUAACCCAGAUAGCAUCCGGAUGUGGGCCACUUCAGGCUGUGAUACAGCACUGCUGCUGGCCUUCUUUUGGCC